AUGAGUAGACCUGUCAAAUAUGCUCCAGGCCUACAGCCACGGUCAGAAAGAAGUGCCUUUGCUCUAUCAUUCAAGGAUCUAGUAGAAUACGAUGAUGUCCUCACCGACUUGCUGUUGGACAUCCCUUUUCUCGGCAUUAAAACCAAGAAAAUGAACAUUAGAUACCAUCUCGACGACAAGAUGGUGGCUCCCUCGCCACGAGUGAGAGACUCACCAUAUAGUACGAAACAAAUGCCUGUAUCAUCCUAUGACCAAACGCCCUCCCGUCCCUCUAGUUCCAAUGCUGUCAUCGACUAUACCACCAGUGGAGAGAGAAGUCGUCCUACUUCUCGACCAUCCUCUCCCGUAAAUCGUAUAGCAUCUCCAACCGCAGCAGUAAGUGCACCAGCUGCUCGAUUGCCCUACUAUACCCAACUCUUGGCUGUGCGCAGUAGCUCAGUAGAUGUAGAACAGGUCUCGAUAGUACUUAUUGAUCUUAUAUCCACUGCUAUUCGAUGUGACAAGAGUUUUGAACGUACUUCAAAGGCAUUUCUUGAACUGGUUACAAACCCUGAUUCUGAGACUUUGCGAGAUCUCUUUUUGCCUUAUCGUACUGCAUUGCAAGACAGAACUCCAAGACAACUGGGUGACUUGAAAGCUCAUGCUAAACGUUAUUUGAAAAUGUUCCAUCCUGAGGCCGGUUAUGAAGUCGCGCCAACUAGUCGAUACAUGCCAGUCUCUGGAAGAAUGGAAGCAUGUCUUAUUGCUUGCAAACCCUUCAAAAAGGGCGAUAUCUUGGAAUAUUGCACGGGAGUCUUUACGCAUCUUACUCCAGAAGAUGAAGAAUACGCUAAGUUCCGAGAUUUCUCGCUCAUCUCCCUGUCAAGUCGCAAAAAGGAUUCACUCUUCCUUGGCCCUGCUCGAUUUGUCAACCACGACUGUGACUCCAAUAUGCAGUUCCGUUUCAUUGGCAAGGAUUCUCUUAGCUUUGAAAUCAUCAAGGAUGUAGCAGUUGGUGACGAAUUGACUACAUUCUACUCCCCGCAUUACUUUGGAGAUGGCAAUAGAGAGUGUUUAUGCCAGACAUGUGAAGAAGGAGGCCGUGGUUACUACUCAAUCCACUCUGUCCAACAGCGUGACCUAGGCUCAUCACCAGACAGCCAAGAGAAAGAACGAUCCCGUCCAGCACGUAGAGCUAAGACCAGUGCAGACUAUUAUGGAUCCUUACUAGACCCUUUUAGUAAUGCCAUGGGUCAAGAAAAUCCUGAAGAAGAAGAACAACGUGUGCAUACAAGCGACAUGGUUCAUGUGGAUUCAUGUGGUAUUUGUAACGCAAACUUGUCUGCUGCCGAGUUAAACCAAGCAGAUCCAAUUGCCAAAGCUCUUGGACGUAUUACGAUGGGUGUAAAAUGUGGAAGGUGCAGACGUCAUUAUCGACUCUAUGAGCUCGAGUGGCCAAACCGACCGAAGGGUCAUCGUCGUGAGACUGCUUCCAUCCGAGCCAGAAGUCCAGAAACUGUCCGCCGCUCUCCAGUCGUCUUCUUACCGAGUCCUCCGAAAGCUGUCAAGAAGGUUAAGAAACCAACUGAUAACGGCAAGCGUCCGUCGGCCGACGACGAUGAUGACGAUUCAUCAUCAUCGUCUUCAUCAUCUGCUUCAGAGGCAGGGGUUGAUGAAGAAGAUGACGGAGCACUCAUUGAAGCUACCAGGAAUGCUGACGAUCCAACGUGGGUUCCUGGAUUCAUCCCUACUACAUAUAAUCGUCCGCAUUUGGUAUGGGUCAAUCCUAGUGACCUCAAAUAUCCAUUUUGGUGGCCGGCUCUGAUUGUGCCUGAGUCUGAAGAGGACGCUUCAAUGCCCAAGAGACCCAAAGGUGUUGCUCCAGAAGAACGUCUCGUCCGAUAUACUGAAACAAGUGACUAUGGCUGGGUUUCUCCAGACGAUAUUAGGAUAUUCAAUCCAAAGACUGAGCCAUACCUCUCAUUUUCAAAGCAUCCCAAUUUUGCUCGAGACAAGGGUGUUAUGAACGCCAACAAGUAUCGAGAAACUGGUGACUACCCAUUCAAGUGGAAAUACUUUGGAGAUUGGAAGAAGCCAAAUAGUGAAAAACGUUCAGAAUCGUGGAAGAGGAAGCUCCGCGGAGCUUUGCGUCAUACUACUGUCGAGCCUGUAAAUGAUGUCGUUGCGGUUGACGAUGUAGUAGUGGAGAUUGACUAUGGUGAAGACCAACAGCCACAAUCACAACUGCCAUCACAACAAAGACCAUUUGCACGAACGCCUGUUGCUAACUUUUUACAGUACAGACCUGAAGACUUUGACUUGGAUGGAUUUGCUUGUAGAGCACAACCUCUUCCCUUAGCUGUUGAGCUUGAGGAUGGCGAAGUAGAACGAGAUUGGUUGUGUCGGGAUCUUGCCAUCCUUGCUUUUGAACGAGAGCGGGAACGUCAGUUAUCCGCAGAAGCAGCUGAAGAUUAUGAUAUGGGUGAAAUGAACGACAAUGGUGCCGAAGAAGCAUCUCCUGAUAACUUCGAAGUAGAUGCAACGCCCAUGGGGGUUGAUGCUCCAGCUCCCCCACGUGAAAACUUCAACGUCAAUAAUCUCUAUGCAGCAAUUGAUUCUGAUCGAGUCUCACCCUCGAUGCCGUCUGUAAAUAGUACGUCUAAAGUCAUCGAAGUCAUUGAAAUCUUGGAUUCCGAUGACGAGGAGCCACAGCAACAACAACGAGCCGCUACAGAUAUGACUGAAGACGAAGACUUUGAUCAAAAUCAAGUAAAUCAAAAUGAUGUAGAAGACGAUGGCAUUUCCAUUCCCGAUGAGCCUAUUGUAUCCACUGCAGCUGAGUCUGCAAAUCCCCUAUCUGACAAAUCUUUUGAAGCAGAAGACGACGAUCUCGACAAUAUCAAUGUAUCUAGGUCCAGUCAACUCCAGGAUGUCGGAUCAGAUGAAGAUGACUUGGAAGUCGAACCUCGUAGAGCAGCAGCAGGGCAGGAAAAUGGCUAUGUUAUGGUACACAGACAGCGAGAAGACGGUGUAAUUGUUAUUGAUGAGGACGAUGAUGAAGAUGAUGAUGACGAAAACAGUAACGGCUCGCCAUCAUCUGUAAUCCGGAUUGCUAGACCGGCGAAACGAUCAGCAGAACCAUUUUAUAUUAAUGACGAGAAUGAACCAGGAGAUCUUCCUAGAUUCUCGAACUCUGGAUCACCCGUACUAGAUGUGCAACAACCGAUUGACAUUGAUGAGGGCUUUCCAUCCUUUGAUGGGGAUGAUGCGACAUCAUCUCGUAAGAAACGUCGUAUAGAAGAGGAGGACGAAGAGGACUUUAUGUCGCGAAUGUGA
Messenger RNA from Synchytrium microbalum, 3315 nucleotides. RefSeq lists its product as uncharacterized. The coding region runs from base 1 to 3315 and encodes 1104 amino acids. Lineage: Eukaryota; Fungi; Chytridiomycota; Chytridiomycetes; Synchytriales; Synchytriaceae. The transcript is spliced from 10 exons. Gene Ontology annotation, cellular component: nucleus. The record is from RefSeq and is a predicted model, not a curated record. Gene Ontology annotation, molecular function: histone H4K20 methyltransferase activity; protein binding.